GUGUGAGUCUGGAUAGGCAGACUGUUCGAGGUACGCGUGAGGUCGGCCCACCCCAGGCCGAGGUGUCCCAGGUGAUCUUGUCUGACAAGCGGUUUCCUGAGUCCAUGGAUAGUCAGAACCGCCAGGGUCGCUCCUGGGCACCGGAAGCUGUCGGUUUGGGCGUCGCGUUCAAAUGAAUGAACGCCAGAAAAUUCGGGGAGCUGGUGGAAUCACGUGCGUGGAGGAAUCCUCGCGAACCAGCCGACCGACCCAGGAAAGGGCUGCCUGAAUUUAUAUUGAGACUAAGAUCAAAAUUGGACAACCAGCUUCAGAGGAAGAAAUUACAGCAAAAUUGAAAUGUUGACUGAAGGGUUUGGUAACCCCAAAGAGGAUGUUCUCCAGAACUCUGAAGGCAGAGAAUUCUGUGAAUUUGGAGAUAAAUUGAAUAAAAAGUAUCAGACCCUUUUUAAAAGAAGACAAUAUAACUGUGAGGAAUGUGGACAAAGCUUUGCUUGGAGUACAGGCCUUAUUCAGCACCAGAGAAACCACUGGAAAAAACCCUAUGAAUGUGAUAAUUGUGGAAAGGUCUUUUGAAUGAGCUCAGCUCUGGUUAUGCAUCAGAGAAUUCAUACUGGAGAGAAACCCUAUCCUUGUAAUUGGUGUAUUAAAAGUUUCAGUCAGAGUUCAGACCUUAUUAAACACAGAGUCCACACUGGUGAAAAACCUUAUAAAUGUGAUGAAAGUGGGAAAGCCUUYAGUCAGAGUUCAGAUCUUAUUAUACAUCAGAGAAUCCAUACAGGAGAGAAACCUUAUCAAUGCAGUCAUUGUAAUAAUUUUAGCCAGCGCUCAGACCUAGUUAAACAUCAGAGAAUUCACACUGGAGAGAAGCCUUAUAUGUGUAACCAGUGUAAUAAACAAUUUAGUCAAAGUUCUGAUGUUAUAAAACAUCAAAGAAUCCACACUGGGGAGAAACCAUAUAAGUGUGAUGUAUGUGGGAAAGCCUUCAGUCAGAGCUCAGACCUUAUUCUGCAUCAGAGAAUCCACACUGGGGAGAAGCCAUAUCCAUGUAAUCAAUGUAGCAAAAGUUUCAAGUCAAAUUUAGACCUUAUUAAACAUCGAAGGAUCCACACUGGAGAGAAGCCCUAUAAAUGUAAUGAGUGUGGAAAGGCUUUUAAUCAAAGCUCAGUUCUUAUUCUGCAUCAAAGAAUUCAUACCGGAGAAAAACCCUAUUCAUGUAAUCAGUGCAGCAAAACUUUCAGUAGGCUUUCAAAUCUUAUUAAUCAUCAACGAAUUCACACAGGAGAGAAGCCUUAUCCAUGUAAUUAGUGCAAUAAAAUGUUUAGUCGAAGAUCAGAUCUCGUUAAACAUCAUAGAAUUCAUACAGGUGAGAAACCCUAUGAAUGUGACGACUGUGGGAAAACCUUUAGUCAGAGCUCCAACCUUAUUCUACAUCAGAGAAUCCACACUGGAGAGAAACCUUAUCCGUGUAGUGAUUGCACUAAAAGUUUUAGUCACCAUUCAGAUCUCGUAAAGCAUCACAGAAUGCACACUGGAGAGAAACCAUAUGCUUGUAAUUUGUGCAAUAAAAGUUUUAAUCAAAAUUCAGACCUCACUAAACAUCUGAGAGUGCACUCUGGUGAAAAGCCCUAUCGUUGUGAUAGWUGUGAGAAAACCUUCAGUCAGAGGUCUGACCUUAUUCUUCAUCAGCGAAUUCACACUGGAGAAAAACCAUAUCCAUGCACACAGUGCAGCCAAAGUUUCUGUCAGAACUCAGACCUCAUAAGACACCAAAGAGUCCACACUGGGGAAAGACCUUAUAAAUGUAAUGAGUGUGGGAAGGCUUUCAAAAGUCAGUGCUCAGCUCUCAUCCUGCAUCAGAGAAUCCACACUGGGGAGAAACCAUAUCCAUGUGACCAAUGUAGCAGAAGCUUUAGUCAUCGCUCUGAACUCAUUAAUCAUCAAAAAAUCCACACAGGUGAAAAAUCAUAUAAAUGUGAUGCGUGUGGGAAAACCUUCACUAUGGGAACAGAUCUCAUUGAUCACCAGAAGAUCCACACUGAGGACAAAAUGUACCAGUGUGUUCAGUGCAGCAUAAGUUUUAGCCAAUUCUCUGAUCUUAUUAAUCAUGAGAAACUCCAUUCUGGGCAAGACAGUUUAAAUGUGAUGAAUGGGGAGAAACCCUUACUGUAUAAACCAACUUUAUUCAGUUCCAGAGACACUAUACCAGAACAAAAAUCUUUUGAAUGCUAUUGA
This is a messenger RNA of Urocitellus parryii (Arctic ground squirrel), 2232 nucleotides long. NCBI's taxonomy places the organism in Eukaryota, Metazoa, Chordata, Mammalia, Rodentia, Sciuridae. The record is from RefSeq and is a predicted model, not a curated record.